Messenger RNA from Nymphaea colorata (pocket water lily), 1827 nucleotides. RefSeq names its product UDP-arabinopyranose mutase 1. Gene Ontology annotation, molecular function: UDP-arabinopyranose mutase activity. Bases 503 to 1588 code for a protein of 361 amino acids. NCBI's taxonomy places the organism in Eukaryota, Viridiplantae, Streptophyta, Magnoliopsida, Nymphaeales, Nymphaeaceae. Gene Ontology annotation, biological process: UDP-L-arabinose metabolic process; plant-type cell wall biogenesis. Gene Ontology annotation, cellular component: Golgi apparatus; cytosol. The record is from RefSeq and is a predicted model, not a curated record. The transcript is spliced from 4 exons.
CUGUUUCAAGAUGAACUCUUUUCUCUCUUCCCUUUUUUUUCUUCUUCUCUCUCUAAAAAGGAAACGCGCCCUUUAUUCUGUAAAUUCCCUCUCUGUCUCUCUCUCUCUCACUCCAUGAAAAAAAGUUAAAAAAGUCCACACCCCAUUACGCGCCAUCUCUCUCCCUCUCAAGCGCGCGCGCACACACACGCACACACACGACGACCAAGAAACGCCCCCUUCGUUCUCUCUCCUCUUCCUCCUACCCCUUUUAAAAUGCCCUCCUCUUCCCUCGUUGUUCACUACCACCACCAUCCUUUCCCCUGCUCCCCUUACGAACCGGAUCUAGCUCCUCCCCGUCUUCUCUCUCGAUCUCUCCCCCUUAAUCCGGUAGUCCUUUCCUUUUCUUUCCAUUCUUCUUGUUAAUAGUACUUUUUAGGGUGUUGGGGAGUCGUCUUCUCCUUUGUUUGUGAUCUCGUGGGGGAGAGAAGAGAGAAGAGGAGGAACCAGAAGGAGGAGGAGGAUGGCGGGAGUGCCGGCGACACCGUUGCUGAAGGAUGAGUUGGACAUCGUGAUUCCGACGAUCCGGAACCUUGAUUUCUUGGAGAUGUGGAGGCCCUUCUUCCAACCUUACCACCUCAUCAUUGUCCAGGAUGGGGACCCCUCCAAGGUGAUCAAGGUCCCCGAGGGCUUCGAUUACGAGCUCUACAACCGCAACGACAUCAACCGCAUCCUUGGCCCCAGGUCCUCCUGCAUCUCCUUCAAGGACUCUGCUUGCCGUUGCUUCGGCUACAUGGUCUCCAAGAAGAAGUACAUCUACACCAUCGACGAUGACUGCUUCGUUGCUAAAGAUCCAUCUGGUAAAGACAUCAACGCAUUGGAGCAGCACAUAAAGAACCUCCUGAGCCCAUCCACUCCUUUCUUCUUCAACACUUUAUAUGACCCAUACCGUGAUGGUGCUGAUUUUGUUCGUGGGUACCCUUUCAGCCUACGUGAAGGUGUUCCUACAGCUGUCUCUCAUGGUCUCUGGCUCAAUAUUCCAGACUAUGAUGCUCCAACCCAACUUGUUAAGCCUCUUGAAAGGAACACCAGAUAUGUUGACGCUAUAAUGACAGUCCCUAAGGGUACACUGUUCCCUAUGUGUGGAAUGAAUCUGGCAUUUAACCGUGAUCUUAUUGGUCCAGCCAUGUACUUUGGCUUGAUGGGUGAUGGACAACCAAUUGGUCGCUACGAUGACAUGUGGGCAGGCUGGUGCACCAAGGUUAUCUGUGAUCAUCUGGGUGUUGGGGUAAAGACUGGGUUGCCCUACAUCUGGCACAGCAAAGCCAGCAACCCCUUCGUUAACUUGAAGAAAGAGUACAAGGGCAUCUUCUGGCAAGAGGAGAUCAUUCCCUUCUUCCAGGCUGCCACCCUUCCAAAGGACUGCACCACCGUCCAGAAGUGCUACAUUGAGCUAUCGAAGCAGGUGAAGGAAAAGCUUGGGAAAGUUGAUCCCUACUUCUUGAAGCUGGCUGAUGCCAUGGUCACAUGGAUCGAAGCCUGGGACGAGCUCAACCCAUCAGGAAAAUCCGAGGCCGAGGUUGUUGCCAAUGGGCCUGCAAAGAAGUAGAUCCCUAACAUACCAUAGUCGAAAUUCAGCUUUAAUUUCAUGAAAACUUUUUGCUCGAUUAUCGUUUAUAUUUAGGUAUUCUAUUUAUCAGCGAGGUUUAUCUGUAUUUUUUCUGAGCUUAUUUGCAGGCUUAAAUUUAUUUUUGCAGAUGGAAUGAAUUAAUGUAAUCUUUUUAUUCUCCUGCAUUGGAGGGCACUCUUGUAGUGAGCUUAUAUUAUAUAUGGUCUUUCCUCAUGAAA